This is a messenger RNA of Paraphaeosphaeria sporulosa, 369 nucleotides long. RefSeq lists its product as uncharacterized. The transcript has a single exon. Bases 1 to 369 code for a protein of 122 amino acids. The record is from RefSeq and is a predicted model, not a curated record. NCBI's taxonomy places the organism in Eukaryota, Fungi, Ascomycota, Dothideomycetes, Pleosporales, Didymosphaeriaceae.
AUGAACAAACCCACUGCGACAGACCACCUGGGUCCUUUCCUUGUCGCCAAUAUUCUUCUACCUUUGCUCCAGAGCAUAUCGGUUGCGUCCCGAGACUCCGACGUCCGGGUGAUCAAUGUAUCGAGGACCGCGAUCGACCUCGUCCCAUCAGGUCAUUCAUUUUCCUUGCUGGAAGCCUGGAAUAACGAUUCCGGUGGCGAAUGUAGCCCCCUUCGAUUCCUGCAUCGGUAUGGACACUCAAAAGUCGCGAACGUUCUCUGUACUACAGAGCUGCAGCGUCAACUUGAUCAAGAAAGCUCUCGUAUCCUGGUUGCUGCGGUGCAACCUGGUGUAGUCGCCACUCCCAGGUCAGAAAAAUCACUUGGAUAG